AUGGAUCCCACAUCUAGUCACCAGUGUGCGGUUGUCGUGCAGAACCCAGGAAAUAAUUAUGAAAUGAUCAUCCGCGACGACAUCCCCAUCAACAAACCCUGUCCAGACGAGAUCCUGGUAAAGUUGACAUGUACAGGCCUCUGUCAUUCUGAAAUCCGCGCCGUCCUAGCCUGGGGCGCCUACAACCCUAUCAUCGGCCACGAAGGCGUUGGAACCGUAAUCCAGGCCGGCCCCAACGUCUCCCCCUCACUACUGAACCAACGCGUCGGGGUGAAGUGGCUGUAUAACGCCUGUACCACCUGCUCUGCCUGUCAACGCGGUUUUAGUCACUACUGCGCGCAGCAGAAGAAUACAAGUCGCCAUGUGCCUGGUACAUUACAACAGUACGUCAUCGCAGACGCCAGGUUCAUCACGCGCAUCCCGGAGACAGUGCCAGAUGAAGUUGCCGCGCCCUUAUUGUGUGCUGGUCUCACUAUGGCUGGUGCGGUGGCUAGACUAAAUGACUAUCGUCUGUGUUCCGGUGAUUGGGCGGUGAUUUCGGGAUCAGGAGGCGGAUUGGGGCAUUUGGGGGUUCAAAUUGCGGCUCGGACAAAGGGAUUCCGGGUCAUCGCGAUUGAUAGCGGGGAAGAAAAGAGAAAGAUAAGCAUGGAGUCUGGUGCCGAGGUGUUUGUCGAUUACCGGACGGAAGAUGUUGCGGCGAGGAUCCGGGAGGUGACAGGGGGAGAAGGGGCCCAUGCAACGAUUGUAGUGCCUGGGACGAGAGAGGCAUUCGAGAUGGCGCCGCAGGUUGUGAGGAAUAUGGGGUUGAUUGUCGGUGUGGGAUUACCACCGAAUGACAUGGAGUGGCCUAUUUCUGCAACCGUAUCCGCGGCUAGAGGUCUUUCUAUUGUUGGCUCUUCGGUCGGUACGGAAGAGCAGAUGGAUGAGCUUCUGCAGCAGGCAGCGAGGGGAGAGAUUACGCCUGCGAUAGAAGUAUUUGACUUUGCGGAUACGCCGCGUCUUGUGGAUGGGUUGAGGAAUGAUGCUAUUAGCGGUAGAGCAGUGGUGAAAAUACCGCAAUAA
Molecule: messenger RNA, 1062 nt
Organism: Aspergillus nomiae NRRL 13137
Lineage: Eukaryota; Fungi; Ascomycota; Eurotiomycetes; Eurotiales; Aspergillaceae
Product: zinc-dependent alcohol dehydrogenase
Exons: 3
Coding region: 1-1062 (353 amino acids)
Molecular function (GO): zinc ion binding; oxidoreductase activity
Source: RefSeq, a predicted model, not a curated record